Molecule: messenger RNA, 609 nt
Organism: Egretta garzetta (little egret)
Lineage: Eukaryota; Metazoa; Chordata; Aves; Pelecaniformes; Ardeidae
Exons: 3
Coding region: 1-609 (202 amino acids)
Molecular function (GO): cytokine activity
Source: RefSeq, a predicted model, not a curated record
AUGGAAGGACAGCCAGAUGUAGAGCAGAGAAAUCGAGACCAGAUGGACUGUGAAAGGGAACCUGAAGAGGAAGAGUGGAAGAGCUGGCAAAGAGGAGAGGUUAGGAACAUGCUGCACAUCGUGUCUGCGGCUGCCCAGUGGAUAUUACUGCUUGCCUGCUUGAUUUACCUUGGUAUAAAUUCUCUGCAACCCUCAACGCCUCGGAGCAGCAGAGUGCUGUGGACCCACAUCCGGUACACAGGUGAAAGCAUUGAACAAGUAGCCGUGAAUCUCACUGCUGAAGUAGGCUCUAUUCAGAUCAGGAAUGGUUCCAUCAUGAUCGCCUCUGAUGGCCUCUACCUAGUGUCCUUGAAGGGUAGUGUCCUUUUCAAUGACCCGGAUGCACUGAAGCUGACACUGCAGAAGACGGACAACAAGACCAGCAAAGUCCUCUGGGAGCAAACUGUUCAGGAUAGCGGCGAUGCAGUAAACUUCACCACAGUGCUCUACUUGUUUACUCAAGAUAACAUCACCCUGUGGACCAGCUCCAAUGCCACCAUUGCGGAUUUGUCCUUUAGCCUUGUGUUACUAAGUCCCCUUCAUUUGCUCGCUGUAGAAGAUGGCGUAUGA